AUGUCUGAGCCGCUACGGACUUUACCCGCAUCAUGGUACUGCAGCUUGCCUCUAUAUCAGCUUGAGAGAAGAGCGGUAUUUUUGAAGUCAUGGUACCUUCUCGGCCCUGUGACUCGAUUCCUAACAGUGGAGGAAAGAGUUAGCUAUGAAAUCGCCCAGCUAGAGAUUCAUGCAUAUAGAGUCUCAGAAACCUCAGAGUUUCCAGGUCCCGGGGAUUUGAAGGUCGUUAUUGCCGAAACUGAUACUGAACUACCAAGCCAUGUCACACCUACGGGCCUUCUAUUUGCAGCUCUAUCGCCAUCAGCGCCUUCAUUCCACGAGUUCUUUCCAGACUUAGAGAAACUUCUAGCCAGAGUCGACUUCACAGAAAGACCUUAUCGACGCAGUAUCAAAUACGAAGGCAACUUCAACUGGAAGACCAUGGUUGAUGGUUACCAGGAAUGCCUACACUGCCAGUAUACCCACCCGUCUUUCAGUAUUUACUAUCCACCAACUUUUUACACCGUCUAUAACCACAAGAACUUUUCUCAGCAUAUAGCCGACCCAAAGAAACCCGAUGACGGAUUAUUUUUGUACUUUUUUCCCAACUGCACAUUAAAUGUGUACGGAGGUGGUAUGAGUUCGUUCAGGGUCUGUCCAACAGCCACUCCCGGUGUGACAAGGAUGGAGUUUGAUUACUAUCACAUCGCCGACGGAGACAAGUUUGAGGACUACUUUCGAUUUGUCCGACAGGUUGCGAUUGAAGACUUUGAGUUGUGCGAAAAAGCCCAAGCCAAUCUAGAGAGAGGUGUCUACAAAGAGGGAGUUCUAAAUCCAGAGAAGGAAUCUGGUGUUGCUUAUUAUCAAGAAAGGGUGUUUGAUUUGGUUUGCCAACAGUACAAUGAGGAGAAGAACGGUGAAAUGAAAGAACAAGAGAAACAAAAGACUCAUACAGAAGUCGGUUUGACUGUAGAAGCAGCUGCUUAA
Molecule: messenger RNA, 966 nt
Organism: Talaromyces rugulosus
Lineage: Eukaryota; Fungi; Ascomycota; Eurotiomycetes; Eurotiales; Trichocomaceae
Exons: 4
Coding region: 1-966 (321 amino acids)
Molecular function (GO): 2 iron, 2 sulfur cluster binding; iron ion binding
Source: RefSeq, a predicted model, not a curated record